Coccinella septempunctata (seven-spotted ladybird) is the source of this 1567-nucleotide messenger RNA. RefSeq lists its product as uncharacterized. Bases 347 to 889 code for a protein of 180 amino acids. Lineage: Eukaryota; Metazoa; Arthropoda; Insecta; Coleoptera; Coccinellidae. The transcript has 5 exons. The record is from RefSeq and is a predicted model, not a curated record.
CAAGAAUCUACUGUAAAAAUAUUUGUACGGGUCAAAGACUCACCCUGUUGGACCAAAUCUCGGUCCAAAUCAAUAUUCUAUUGAAAAUAACCUUUAGUAAUUAAGUGUAAUGUGAAUUAUAACCUCCAGAGAAAUUUAAAUUGUUCAUGGAGAUUCAGACAUUCAAGCGGCAUUGAACUCAAAACAAUUAUUGAAUUCAAUGACAAGCGAACUUGCACUUUCCGUUUUAUGUAAAAAAUUAUUGGAAAGGAUCUUUCAAUUUUUUUUCUAGGAAGCUAUCGAAGAUGGAUCCGAAAAUUGUGGAGCUUUACAGCAACGAUUACAUUUGUCUCAUGAAACAGGAAGCAUGUCCGAACAUGCUCGAAAGAUGGUCCCGUUCUCAGCUCCCGAAGACAUUGACAUAUAUUUGGAUGCACUAGAGGAUGAAAUUCAAUUCAACAGGUGCGUUGCAAAGUCAACUCUGGAACUUCAUGGGGAGCAAAGUGCGAACUCCCGCACCCUAUUAAUGAUGAUUCUGACAUUAUUAAUAGAAGGAGCCCCAUCCCCGUUCCUAUACAACCUAGAGAAAAAGUUUCUGGUGGACGUAGUGUUUCUAUCACUGAAGGAACCGAACGAUAUUACGCUGAUUACGAAUGCAGUCAUUUUGCUCCAGCAUUUGCAGCAGAACUGCAUGACAGUUGCGGUGGAUGGUAAUGAAUGCAUGGACGUGCUGUACAAGAAUUCCAAAAGACACACUUCUCCUAAAUUCAUUGAAGUUUCCUUAGAUCUAGUAAUGCUUGGAGCUCCCGAUUACGGAUUGUCGCACCCUAAAAGUGUCAAAGCAUUGGAAUUUUGCAUCAGAAUUCAUAGCCUUCUCUCAAAUAAUUCACGAAAAAACUCUUGUGUUUGAUAUCUAAGAGCACGAAAAUCAUAAACUUAGAACGUUCUCAUAUGGUGCAGAAGUUCCUCACCAAGUUCUUUAAGGAUCUGCCAAGAACGAAUCGGCCAGAAGAUGUCACAUUUAGGGAUGACAUAAUCACGUAUGUGCGUGAUAUCUAUGGCCGAUUGAUAAACGAACCAGAGCUCGUGAACGGUAUAACAUCAUCCGACUACCGCAAAUUAUUUGAAAAGUUGAUUAAAUAUCGAUAAAUUCACAUCUUCACUUGGUUUGCCUGUCCUAAAUUUGUAUAAUUUUGUUAAUAUUUUUGCUGGUCGCAGACUUGAUUCUGUAUGUUGAUUCGUUAUAUCAAUGAAGAAGUUUUCUUGAAUGAAAAACCAACUUGUUGAGCUUGUACUCAAUGAAGUAAAUAUCAAAUCAUUUCAAAAAAUCUGGGUAAGGCAGUUUCUCAGCAUUUGCUAAAAAUUUAUAGUUUUUUUUUAGCACUGAGACGCAUAAAAUCGAUAUCGUCACACUUGCGUGGUCUCUGAUGCCAAAUCUCCCAGAAAGAUAUUACAAAACAAACAACUUGAUGAGGGAGGCGGCAAUCAGAAAUUUAAAGACCACGCAAUGGCAAAGGGAGGUAGAGAGAAAUGUUCGGAUUCCCUUUAUCCUAGAGUGAACAACGAAAUAGAAAUUUGCCGCCGAAGG